AUGCCUACCACGAUACAACGACCCAUCAAGAAACUCCUAGUUGCCAACAGAGGAGAAAUCGCAAUUCGCAUUCUACAAUCAACACGCGAAUUACCAAGUCCACCGGAAACGUAUGGCCUCUAUACAUCCAAUGAUUUGACUCACAUAUCUCUGGGACGACCAAAUCAUGCAAUCGAGAUUCCUUCGCCAGCAACAUACAUGGACAUUCCUGCACUGGUGCAACUAGUAAAGGAAAGAGGUCUUGAUGCCAUACAUCCUGGCUAUGGCUUCCUCUCAGAAAGUCCUGAGUUUGCUCGACAGAUGUGGGAGGAAGCGGAUUGUAUGGUAAUCGGGCCAGGAUCCAACAUUCUCGAAACCACUGGAGAUAAAGUCGAGGCCAAAAAGCUCGCUGCCCAGUUCAACGUACCUGUGCUGCAAGCCAUGACAUCGCCUUCUCAGAAAGCCGAGGACAUCAGCAUGUUUGCGAACAAAGUGGGCUUUCCAAUCAUGAUUAAAGCCGCAGAUGGCGGAGGCGGCAGAGGCAUCAGAUUAGUCAGGGACGCAGCAGAAUUGCAAGCAGCAGUACAAAGAUGCAUCGCAGAGAGCCCCUCCCGAAAAGUAUUUGCUGAAAAGGCUGCUGUGGACGGCUUCAAGCAUAUCGAGAUUCAAAUCAUUGGAGAUGGAAAAGGUGGCGCCAAACAUGUCUGGGAAAGAGAUUGCAGCAUGCAACGACGCUUCCAAAAGAUUGUUGAAAUUGCGCCUGCUGUUAUUGAAGACCGGACUACUGUGGCUCGAGUUAUUGCAGCGGCAAUGCGAAUUGCACAAGGAGUAAAUUAUCUCGGCCUAGGCACAUUCGAGUUCCUGGUUAAUGUCGACAAGAACGAGUUCUACUUCCUGGAGAUCAACCCAAGGAUUCAGGUCGAACAUACGAUCAGCGAAAGCAUAGCAAAUGUAGACUUGGUGCACGAGCAACUAUUGUUAGCCCAGGGGUUGGCAGAUCACACCGCCGACCUGCCCACCACCGCAGACGCAAACCCACCUUCCAGAUUCUCUGUACAGCUGAGGUUAUGCGCCGAAGAUCCAAACGCGAACUUCUCGCUCAGCACUGGCAGUGUCACCCAAGCAAGAUUUCCAAGCGGAAAUGGCAUCCGUGUAGAUUCGCAUAUUGUGCGAGGUGCAGUCAUAGGAUCGGACUUUGACAAUCUCCUAGCCAAGAUCAUUGUCACCGCAUCGAGCUGGCAGAGCGUAGUAGUCAAAGCUCGUCGGGCACUUGAAGACACGGAGAUCGUCGGUGUGAAGACCAAUCUGGGUCUCCUCCGCGCGAUUGUUGCAGAUCGAGAGUUUGAGAGUGGCACAGCGGACAAUCAAUGGCUCGAGAAGAAUGUUUCACGGCUGCUUGGGGCUGGCGACAGAAUUGGUGAGCGCAUACAGAAUUUGAACACCAGUCUACCUGCUGUGGAUGAUUCUGCAAGUCAGUCAAGUGGUGGUAGUGCAGUCGGAGGUGCAUUGUUGCGGAAAGGCAAUGCAUGGGCUCUGAGUCUGUCACCCGUCGAGACUUCGGAAGGGAAAGCAGUUCGAAGUCAUCAUGUGAAGAUUGAAAAAGUGUUGAGAAAUGACUUCCCAGACACACUAUCUGCCGUGGUUGCAGUCAGCACAUCAGGUGCAGGAUCGCAGACAUACAAGAUGUCGCUCGAAAGUACGGGUGCAAGUCAAGCGGCAGUCAAUUCGAAGCACAAAAAAGGGGAUGCAAGCAACAAAGCGCAUGUCAUACUCCCAAUGAACGGUAAGUUAGUCGAGAUGCUUGUCGAAGAAGGAGAAGAGGUGAAAGAGGGACAAGUAAUUGCUUUCGUACGCCAGAUGAAGAUGGAACUGGAAGUGCGAAGUCCAAGAUCGGGCACAAUAACGUGGGCUCUGGAGUUGGAGGAUGAGGAAGGUGAUGAUGUGGAACAAGGUGUGCUGCUUGCGGUUCUCAAAGAUGAGCAUUUGAGCGAUGCAAGAGAAUACAAGCUCUAG
This is a messenger RNA of Aureobasidium melanogenum CBS 110374, 1992 nucleotides long. RefSeq lists its product as uncharacterized. The record is from RefSeq and is a predicted model, not a curated record. Gene Ontology annotation, molecular function: ATP binding; metal ion binding. The coding region runs from base 1 to 1992 and encodes 663 amino acids. NCBI's taxonomy places the organism in Eukaryota, Fungi, Ascomycota, Dothideomycetes, Dothideales, Saccotheciaceae. The transcript has a single exon.